Molecule: messenger RNA, 1402 nt
Organism: Asparagus officinalis (garden asparagus)
Lineage: Eukaryota; Viridiplantae; Streptophyta; Magnoliopsida; Asparagales; Asparagaceae
Exons: 6
Coding region: 1-1185 (394 amino acids)
Source: RefSeq, a predicted model, not a curated record
AUGGGUCUCAAGAAAGGUUUUUCACUGUCAAAUAGUGAUAUUUUUCUGACCUAUGUACUUGGUGAAGCCAAGUACUUGACUCAUUGGCUGGCCAAGGGUGAAGUUCAAUCAGGUGCCAUGGUAAAUGUACUCUAUCCUUAUACAUUGAUAGCAUUAACAAGUACCUACCAGUUAUAUGCAUGCUUUGUGUCAUAUCAUGUCAAUCUGAAGUGGCGGCCGAGGGAUCAUGUUAAGUAUUUUGUUAUGUUGGUUGCUUGGAUCAAUGUAUGGAUCCUUAGGGCCUUCAUGGAUUUCUUCUCUUCUCCUUCUUCGAUUGUUAGGUCGCUGGAUUUCGGUGAUCUAGGGUUUGAUAUGGGGAGAUUAGCGGCAACCGGGGCUUUGGUGGUUCAUGGAGGAGUUGGGCAGGGGCAGGGGCAGGGGUUGCCUUCUUCAACCAAUACUGCAAUUGGGAGAGCUCUUUCUCAAGUUCUACGAAUCUUGAACGAGAUUCCAGCCACCUCACCAAAUCUCCGCCGCUCCGUUUACCGCCUCCUCGUCCGCCACACGGGCCGUCUCGCCUCCUCCGCUCCUCCCCCCUCCGGGCCCACCUCGCGCGGCGCUACGACGCUCUUUCGCUUUGCUUUAAUGGGGUUAUUUCGCGAUAUAAACAACCGGUCUUCGUCAAGAUUGUUGAGCUUUAGCGGUCCGGGCUUGGGGUUGGAGGAGGAGUUGGAGAGUGAGAAGUUGGCCCAUGAGGUUUUGUGGAUUGUGAAUAAGAUGAUGAUGUGUGAGAUUGUGGAAGAAGCUAUUGUGAGUUGGGGUUUGGAGGAUAGGCUUGCGGCUUUGUCUCUUACUGCCAACGCUAGAGUGCAAGGUCCCAUCGUCAAGAUCUCAGCAAUCCUGCUCCAAGAGCUAGCCCGCGGAGAAUGGGAAGCACCAAGAGAAGUAAAAUUCCGUAUACUCUUACUAUGGCUACCUGUCCUCUGCUACGCCAGUAACGGCGUAACACGUCCGGUGCUAAUGGGGCUGGAGAGGUUGGAGAUCGAAGUGGCGAUAGAAGGACUGAUCUUAAGCUUGCCUCUUGAGGAUCAGGAGGCCAUCCUUGGGAACUGGCUCAAAGAUUUCGCGGUGAUUGAUUCAGACUGGCCGAAUCUACAGCGAUGCUUCGAUUGCUGGUGUCGGAACUCAAGGAAGCUUCUGCUCUGAACUCACGGGGUGUUUCUAGAAUUUAGAUGCAGCAACUUAAUUAGGUCAUGCUUGUGUACCACUAGUCAUACAUUCUGUUAUGAAGGUUCGUCACGUUCUGAGAUAUGGUAUUGUUUGUGCACUAUUUUAGAAUUUGGUAUAUGAUACUUGAUAAGGGGAAAAAAAAGGAUACGAGGCAAUGAGAUAUCGUAUAAGUUGCAUUGAAGCCUAUUGAUUU